GAGCAGAGGUGUACAUGGCAGUUAUUAUGAGAGGAAGGAAGGACUGGAGUAACAUUUGGAGGCAUGAGUAAAGUGGGCAGGUCUCUAGCCAAGGCAUAUCUCUAUUAACUGUGAUCCUCCCUGAGAUCUGUAACUGUGCCUCUCAUUGUGCCUGGCCCAGGAGGCCUUUAUGUGAAGUUAUUUUUUCUAGUUUUCUAUUUAACUUUCUCAAUUGUGAGAUCACCUAAUGAUACAAAUAAAAGUGUGCUCUCUGAAAACACUUAGUUUCAACUUACCAACUAAAAACUUUGAGAAGAGAAAAAUAGUUAUUAAAAGUGAAUGGAAACCCACCUUCAUUUGGACUCUGCUUUUGGGUAUCUAGGUCACAGAGCCUUAGGCAGUGGGAGGGUCUGAGGUGUGACAGGUGCGCAGCCAGACGCAGUGAGUGUGCUGCCCAGGAUUUCCUGUCUUACCUUGUCUGUAAUGAAGCCAGCACCAUAACCUACCUCUGGUGUAGCAGCCACAUAUCUGAGUGUUCAUCAGAAGAGCUGAACUACCUGAAUAUUGAUGUUCUUUAUCCCAUGACCUGAGGAUUAAAAUUUUAAAUACAAGAUGGAGAUGGAAAGUGAGAGUAGUAUCUCAGGAGAUGACAGUGUCUUUUGGUUGGAUUCUGAAGUUAUAACUCAACUGACAGAUGGUGAAGAAGGAGAAAGGGAAGAGAUUUUCAGGAAGAUGAAGUCCUCAGUACAUUCUGAAGAGGAUGAUUUUGUUCCAGAACUGCAUAGAAAUGUUCACCCUCGAGAGCGGCCUGAUUGGGAAGAAACACUUAGUGCAAUGGCACGAGGAGCAGAUGUUCCAGAGAUUCCUGGAGAUCUUACUCUUAAGACAUGUGGCAAUACAGCGAGUAUGAAAGUUAAACACGUGAAAAAGUCUACUACUCCAGGACUGAUGGGCUGUGACAACAUUCACAGGUUACCCUUCACUAAGGGUCACUUUCCGAAGAUGGCUGAAUGUGCACAUUUCCAUUAUGAGAAUGUUGAAUUUGGCAGCAUACAGCUUUCACUUUCAGAAGAACAGAAUGAAAUAAUGAAAAAUGGCUGUGAAUCUAAAGAGCUGGUCUACCUCGUGCAGAUUGCUUGUCAGGGCAAAAGCUGGAUUGUUAAAAGAAGUUAUGAAGAUUUUCGGGUACUUGAUAAACAUCUUCAUCUCUGUAUUUAUGACCGAAGAUUCUCCCAGCUCUCAGAGCUUCCCCGUUCUGACAGUCUUAAGGACAGUCCAGAGUCAGUCACUCAGAUGCUCAUGGCUUACCUGUCACGCCUUUCAGCUAUUGCUGGUAACAAGAUCAACUGUGGGCCUGCCCUUACUUGGAUGGAGAUUGAUAAUAAGGGAAAUCAUCUUCUAGUUCAUGAGGAAUCAUCCAUCAACACUCCUGCUGUUGGUGCUGCCCAUGUUAUCAAGAGGUACACUGCUCGGGCUCCAGAUGAAUUGACAUUAGAGGUGGGAGACAUUGUUUCCGUUAUUGAUAUGCCCCCCAAAGUGUUAAGUACAUGGUGGAGAGGCAAGCAUGGGUUUCAGGUGGGACUCUUCCCUGGACAUUGUGUUGAGUUAAUUAACCAGAAAAUUCCCCAGUCGGUGACCAAUUCAGUGCCAAAACCAGUAUCUAAAAAACACGGCAAGCUCAUUACUUUCUUACGAACAUUCAUGAAGUCUCGUCCAACAAAACAGAAGCUAAAGCAGCGAGGGAUUUUGAAAGAGCGGGUGUUUGGUUGUGAUCUUGGGGAGCACCUUCUGAAUUCUGGCUUUGAAGUUCCCCAGGUUCUCCAAAGCUGCACAGCAUUCAUUGAGAGAUAUGGCAUUGUGGAUGGAAUAUAUCGUCUUUCUGGAGUUGCCUCCAAUAUCCAGAGACUACGCCAUGAAUUUGACUCCGAGCAUGUCCCCGACCUGACGAAGGAACCUUAUGUUCAAGACAUCCAUUCGGUGGGCUCCCUCUGUAAGCUGUACUUCCGAGAGCUCCCAAACCCUCUGCUCACCUACCAGCUGUAUGAGAAAUUUUCUGAUGCCGUUUCAGCAGCAACAGAUGAAGAAAGGCUGAUAAAAAUUCAUGAUGUUAUUCAGCAGCUCCCCCCACCACACUACAGAACACUGGAGUUCCUGAUGAGGCACUUGUCUCUUCUUGCGGACUACUGUUCCAUCACAAAUAUGCAUGCAAAAAAUCUAGCAAUUGUCUGGGCUCCAAACCUGCUUCGAUCAAAACAGAUAGAGUCUGCCUGUUUCAGUGGAACAGCCGCUUUCAUGGAAGUAAGGAUUCAGUCUGUGGUUGUUGAGUUCAUACUCAAUCAUGUAGACGUGCUCUUCAGUGGCAAAAUCAGUGCAGUCAUGCAGGAAGGGGCAGCUUCUCUGUCAAGGCCCAAAUCCCUGCUGGUAUCCUCUCCAUCUACCAAGCUGCUGACAUUGGAGGAAGCCCAGGCAAGAACACAGGCCCAGGUCAAUUCUCCAAUUGUAACUGAAAAUAAAUAUAUUGAAGUAGGAGAAGGACCUGCUGCACUUCAGGGGAAAUUUCAUACCAUAAUUGAAUUCCCACUUGAAAGAAAGAGGCCUCAAAAUAAGAUGAAGAAAUCUCCUGUGGGCAGCUGGCGUUCAUUUUUCAACUUGGGGAAAUCAUCAUCAGUCUCUAAGCGGAAGUUGCAGCGUAAUGAGAGUGAGCCUUCAGAAAUGAAAGCUAUGGCUCUCAAAGGUGGCAGGGCAGAAGGGACCCUUCGCUCAGCAAAAAGUGAGGAGUCUCUUACUUCUCUUCAUGCAGUUGAUGGUGAUUCCAAGCUCUUCCGACCCAGAAGACCCCGAUCUAGCAGUGAUGCCCUGUCUGCCUCUUUUAAUGGAGAAAUGCUGGGGAACCGCUGUAAUUCCUAUGAUAAUCUGCCCCAUGACAAUGAGAGUGAGGAGGAGGUAGGGCUGCUGCAUAUUCCAGCUCUCCUGUCUCCUCAUUCAGCUGAGGAUGUUGACUUGAGCCCUCCAGAUAUUGGAGUAGCCAGCCUGGAUUUUGAUCCAAUGUCAUUUCAGUGUAGUCCCCCUAAGGCCGAAUCAGAAUGCCUGGAGAGUGGUGCUUCCUUUUUAGAUUCAUUAGGAUACUCCAAGGAUAAACCAUGUACCAGUAAAAAGGAUGUAGAACCAGGUGGUAGCCAGUCUCAGACUCCAGGAAGCACAGCAAGUUCUGAACCUGUCUCUCCAGUUCAGGAGAAACUGAGUCCAUUCUUUACCCUGGACCUAAGCCCAACUGAAGAGAAGUCAUCCAAAUCAUCCUCAUUUACUGAAAAGGUCGUCUAUGCUUUCUCUCCGAAGAUUGGACGAAAACUAAGCAAAUCGCCUUCCAUGAACAUAUCUGAGCCAAUUUCAGUGACCCUUCCACCUCGGGUGUCAGAAGCCAUCAGUACUGGCUCAAAUACUGCAGCUCAGAAUGCAUCAUCUCCAACCUGGGACAAAAGCCCAGAAGAAAGCGAUGUCACAAAUAGAUCCCCCACCCAAAUAGUAAAGAUGAAAACAAAUGAGAGAGAGGCCCAAGAAGGAUGUGAACCUGAAAUCCAGCCCCUGGACCAGGUAGCUGCCGAAGAAAUAGAGUUGCCAGGGAAAGAGGAGCGGUCUGUCUCAAGCAGUCAGAGUAAGGCUGUAGCUUCUGGACAGACUCAGACAGGAGCAGUUACCCAUGACCCCCCUCAGGAGCCUGUUCCUGUCAGUUCAGUCUCUCUUAUCCCACCGCCACCGCCUCCGAAAAAUGUCGCCCGAAUGUUGGCGCUAGCAUUAGCUGAGUCUGCGCAGCAAGCCUCUACUCAGUCACUGAAGAGACCAGGGACUUCUCAGGCUGGGUACACAAAUUAUGGAGACAUAGCAGGGGCUACAGCUGAAGAUAAACUGCCCAGUCCCUACUCUAGUAUUUCUCUAGAUAAGGCCUAUUUCCAAACAGAUCGACCAGCAGAGCAGUUCCACCUCCAGAACAAUGCACUGGGAAACUGCAACCAGCCUCUCCCAGAGACAACAGCUGUUGGGGAUCCUACUCAUACCAAGGUAAAUGAAUCUGGGGAGCAACUCCACCAAGUAGACUUACCAGGAAACCAUCUACAUCGAAACUAUUUAUCUGGGGACCCAGAAAAGGCCAGAAUUACUUUAGUUCCCUUAACAGACUCAGAAAAGUCUGAUGAUCAUGUAGGUUUCCCUGAAGACCAGGCUGGGAAGACCACUGUGGCAACCAUCCCCUUCGUAGAGCAGGACCAGUCUGCACUCCAUUUCUACAGCGAGGAUCAGUCUCCUGCCUACCUUGGUGCAAGUGUGGAUCAGCCCCAUCACCCUUCAGAACUUGCAGACCAAUCUUCCAUGCCUUCAAAUUUGCCUAGAGACAAAAGCUGUCCUCUUUCUGGGUCCCCUGAAGAGAAUACCAGCACAGCCACCAUGACUUACAUGACAGCGACUCCAGCAACAGCUGAAAUAAGCACCAGGGAUGCCAGCUGGGCUGUGAGUGAACAGCCCACUGCCACUGGGUUUGCUGUUGCUACCCUUCAGCGCACACACAGAAGUCAUCGCCCUCUCCCCCCGCCUCCUGCCCAGAGGACCACAGAGCAGCUGCCAGUCGCGGGGCAAGUACAAGCUGCAACCAGUAUAGGACUGAAUAAUUCCCACAAGGUUCACGGAGUAGUUCCAGCUCCAGAGAGGCCACCUGAACCUCGAGCCGUGGAUGACCCUGCACCCAUCUUUGUCAGUGAUAGCUGUGCAGCUGCUGCUCAGUGUCCUAUGGUUACUACUACUCUCCAGCCAGGCCUGCCUGAGAAAGUGCGGGAGAGUACCAGGGCCCCACUGCUCCACAUGCGAGCCGAGUCCUUCCCUGGGCACUCCUGUGGCUUUUCUGCACCAAUGCCCCCCACCAGGACAAUGGAGAGUAAGAUGGCUGCCGCCAUGCACUCCAACAGUGCAGAUGCCACCAGCAGUUCAAAUUACCACUCCUUUGUCACUGCGUCAUCAGCCUCAGUGGAUGAUGUGUUGCCUUUGCCACUGCCUGUCCCACAACCUAAGCAUGCUUCUCAGAAAAUAGCUUAUUCCUCCUUUGCUAGGCCUGAUGUCACCGCUGAGCCCUUUGGUCCAGAAAACUGUUUGCAUUUCAAUAUGACUCCAAACUGCCAAUUCCGUCCCCAGAGUGUACCUCCACAUCAUAAUAAAUUGGAGCAACACCAAGUGUAUGGUGCCCGAUCAGAGCCACCAGCCUCCAUGGGUCCUCGUUAUAACACCUAUGUGGCCCCGGGAAGAAACACGUCUGGACACCACUCCAAGCCGUGCAACCGGAUGGAGUAUGUUUCUUCUUUGAGCUCCUCAGUUAGGAAUGCUUGCUAUCCUGAAGAUAUUCCACCAUACCCUACCAUCCGGAGGGUGCAAUCUCUCCAUGCUCCCCCAUCUUCCAUGAUUCGUUCUGUUCCCAUUUCACGGACAGAAGUUCCCCCAGAUGAUGAACCAGCCUACUGCCCAAGGCCCCUGUACCAGUUUAAGCCAUAUCAGUCCUCCCAGGCCCGCUCAGAUUAUCAUGUAACUCAGCUUCAGCCUUACUUUGAGAAUGGACGGGUCCAUUACCGCUAUAGUCCAUAUUCCAGUUCUUCUAGUUCCUAUUACAGUCCUGAUGGGGCCCUGUGUGAUGUGGAUGCCUAUAGCACAGUACAGUUGAGGCCCCUUCAUCGCCUGCCAAGUCGUGAUUUUGCUUUCUACAAUCCCAGGCUACAAGGCAAGAACUUGUACAGUUACUCUGGUUUGCCUCCACGCCCGCGGACCAACAUGACUGGCUAUUUCUCUGGUAAUGACCAUAAUGUAGUAAACAUGCCUCCACCUGCUGAUGUAAAGCACACCUAUGCCUCGUGGGAUCUAGAGGACAUGGAAAAAUAUCGAAUGCAGUCUAUCCGGAGAGAGAGCCGUGCACGGCAGAAGGUGAAAGCGCCUGUUAUGUCUCAGUAUGACAACAUGACCCCAGCUGUGCAGGAUGACCUGGGUGGGAUCUAUGUCAUCCAUCUGCGCAGUAAAUCAGAUCCUGGGAAAACUGGACUUCUCUCAGUGGCAGAAGGAAAGGAGGGGCGGCACCCAGCCAAGGCCAUGAGUCCUGAGGGAGACGACCGCUUCUAUAGGAAGCAUCCAGAGCCAGAGUUUGAAAGAGCCCCCCACCAUGGAGGGUAUGGCAGUAUACAGGCAGAGAAGCCAACCCUCCCUCAGAAGCAAAGCAGCCUUAGGAAUAGAAAGCUUCAUGACAUGGGUUGUAGUCUCCCAGAGCACAGGGUGCAUCAGGAAGCAAGCCAUAGGCAAUUAUGUGAAUCAAAAAAUGGGCCACCGUACCCCCAGGCAACUGGCCAGUUAGAAUAUGGGCCCAAAACAAUUCCAGACACUUCUGAGCCAGGCAGCUACCAUAAUUCUGGAGGGAAAUACACCACAGGGCAGGAGUCCUUAAGAUUGAACCACAAAGAAGUGAGGCUCUCCAAAGAGCUGGAGCGGCCCCGAGCCAGGCAGCCACCUGCCCCUGAGAAACACUCCAGAGACUGCUACAAAGAGGAGGAGCACCUCACUCAGUCAAUGGUCCCACCCCCUAAGCCAGAGAGGAGCCAUAGCCUAAAACUUCAUCAUACCCAGAACAUGGAAAGGGACCCCAGUGUGCUAUACCAGUACCAAACGCACAGCAAGCGCCAGAGCAAUAUGACUGUUGUGUCCCAAUAUGACAACCUGGAGGAUUACCACUCCCUGCCCCAGCACCAGCGAGGAGGCUUUGGAGGCGGGGGCAUGGGAACAUAUGUGCCCUCUGGUUUUGCCCACCCACAGAGCAGGACAUAUGCUACAGCGUUGGGUCAAGGGGCUUUCCUGCCCACAGAGUUGUCCUUGCCACAUCCUGACACACAGAUUCAUGCAGAAUGAGCCCCGGGAGCAAUAGAGUUGAAGCAGCCUCUGCUGGACAGUGGACUGUUCUAUUUUUUUCAAUAACCAAAAAAGAUUAAAAAAAAAUCUACAAAACCCCUGACCACGUUAAAAAGAAAAUAUAAUAAAAGUAAACAAAUCACCAUCCUCCCCGCCCUUUCCUGCUUCAUUACCACCUCUUUCAUCUAUAGACUGUGUCAUUUUUGUCUUUAAAAGAGAUCUGAAUGAUUGUAAAGCACUGUGUUGAAAACCUAGUAAAGAAAUUUGUCACAGACCGUACUUGCCAUAUAGGGCUAAUUUAUAAGAGCCUGAGGACUGCCUUUAACUGAAUUUAAAUUUAACUUUGUCUUUUCUUCUUAGCACUUGCUACCUAGUUCAGAGCAGUUUACAUCUAUUUCCUGGUGGGUUUUUGCAUUUACUGUCAUGUUUCUACGCCCCCAUCAGUGGCUGCACAGCCUGCCCACAUGGACACUUCUUUCCAUUAUCACUUCAUUCAUCUUGACCGAGAAGGGGCUUGUGUGUUAUUAAAUUAUUUUUUUAGUCAUCCUAUAUUAAUAAUUUAUUAACUUUUGGUUGUAUGUUAAAUUAGAGUGGAGAAAACUCCCUUAUUCAGGUAAGUCAGACAAUUGGAGCAUUAUAAUUAAAACAUAAAGAAAUUUAAGACUUUAAACAUUCAGUAGUCUCUUCACAGUGAGCAAGCUCAUGUCACCCCAGGAGGAAUUCUUCAAGUUAGAAUUUAGGGAAAUAUCCGAGGCAAAAGAAUGUGAAAUUCUUAUUGUCAAUUAACUUUAUUAACACCAGAAAGCUGUAUCAUUGCUUUUCAUGUGAUGCCUGACUGCAGAUUCCCCCCACCCAAUAAUAUUUAGUAAAUUGGGAUUCCAGUAAAAUGUUAACAGUACUUGUUCUUCUAAAUUAGCAACCUUUUCCCAUUAAAGAAAAAAACAGCGUUUUAUGACUAUUUUCAGGAAUAUAGAUUUAUGUGAUAAUUUCUGUUUCUAAACCAGAGUAUAUGUUCCCUAGGAAUUCUUACAGUAACUGCAAAUUAUCUGUACUACAUGUCAUUGUUGCAGUAACUACCAAUUACACAGCCCCAUGUCACCAGUUAGAGUUCCAGCAGCUACCAUAAUGUUCUAAGGAGUCACUCAGUAUUUGCUUACUCUGUAUUCAUAUGAUCACGGUCUUACUGUAAUUAUCAUCCACACCAGCAUUUCAGGUAUAGCUCUUUAUAACUCUGUAGACAUGUUAAACAUGUUUAAUAUCUAGGACUUUCUUUUGAAAGUUCAUUCCUUAUCAGAGUAGGAACAGAACAUCUGUCUAGCCUAACUCUACUCUUGUUUCCCAGCCCACCCACCACAGGUCCACCAGACUAGCAGAACAGUCCUAUAUUUACUGUGUGAGCUAAGAUUGUCAUUCCAUUCCAUAACUUGUGAUAAUACUUGAGUUUUAUACAUUCACAUAUUGUAAAUGUUCAGCUUAUAAAAUACACAGGAGAUUUUAUUCCAUUUACUGGAUGGUUGCUGCUCUGGCUUUUUAGAACUUGGAAUUAUCUUUUAUUUAGAGCAAAAGAAGAAAUCUUUUAAGAGGCUAAAAUUAUGCUGCUAUUAUUGCUGUGAAAUUGUGUAAAGAUUAGGAUUCAUGCCAGUCCUCUUUUUUUAAUUUAAAAACGUGAUUACAUUUUAGGGGUUUAUAUUUAGAAAACAAAAAAUUUCAGAGCAACAUAUUUAUAUCUGAAAAUACUCUAUAAGGUUUUCUUUUGUUCCCCAGAAUUGAUCAGAGGAACCAGAGUAAAGAUCUUGAAAACCCAAUAUGUGAAAUGUCUGUAGAAGUUUAGGCCUUUACAUUAAGAGUGCAGGCCCAACUGAUGUUAGAAAAUGUUUAUGUUAGAAAACCUGAGAGGAUGCUUCCAUCUGGCACACAAACAUAUUGGGUGCUACAUUGAAGAGUUGGAUCUCUGGUGAAUAUGCAGCACUAAUUUUUUUUAACCUUAUUCAUCUUUUUAUCAAGUAGGCAAUCCCUUGCUCCUUGGAGAUCAUACCAGCCCUGAAAGUUCUCACCAGCAGUCUGGAUGUUAGCAAGAGGGGGCUGGUGUAACUAGGAGACACAUGGCUUCAGUAACUGAGGGCCCAGAAAGAAGUAGUGAAUGAAGUCCAGGCCAAUUUUAAUACAAUUUGUUGUCACACACACAUUGUUUAUUCCUGAAACUAAAAUCAAUUUUAUAAAUAUGAUGUUUAAUUUCUCAGAACAACUUCUUUAUUAAUAAUGUCCUAUGGGUUUGGAAAUAUCAGGUAAAUAUUUUGAAUAUAGAAAAUUCAGAUUACUGGUAUAAGUGUGAAACACAAACUUUAAAUAAAAUCUAUAGUUUAGUUAAUUAUGUAGCAACAGCCUUAACUUUGGAUUUAGUUAUUUGAAAGACUUUGCCCACAUCUUUUCCUUCCUAAUAUGUGGGGUAGAAAUCAGAUGGCAAAUCACUGUGAGCCAGGUUACCUCAGCAUUGUUCACCUUUGUGUGUGACUUUACAAAUACAGUAAUUGAAUGUUAUUACUUUCAGACGUUGACAUGGAGCAUUAUGAUCAAGGAAGUGGAACUGCCUUAUGCAUUAAACCCCUAAUUUAUUGAGCCAUGUCUCCAGAUUUUAUCUUUUUGAAAAAACUCUGAUUCCACAGUUCAGUUUGAUUGAAAUAAGUAUUCCCUGGAUGUCUGGCUAGGGACUCUAAGAGUCCCAAGGAUGCCAUAUUCUUUAUAAUAAACUUAAUCUGAGCCUUAUUUCUUACUGUAUAAAUUUCCUUUUCAUUCACAUAUUUUAAAUGCUCAGUUUGAAGAACUCCCUGGGAUGGUCCCAAGGGUAAGGCCUGCACAAUUCCUUAGGAAGGCAACGCAUUUUUAAAUAUUUAGGUCAGGUUGAAAAAUUCUAGAGCUACUUCUGUGAAGAAGAGGGACCAUGAACGUGAGUUGGGAUAGAAGAGUGGGUAUCACAUUUGAAGCAGAAAUAGAUGCUUAUGAUGUAUAUUUGAAAUUUGCCCCUUUAGUUCAAGAAGGAGCCUGUAAAAUCCAUUUAUCUGUUCAAUCCCUAUAGGUCACCUAUUCAGUAUGUUGGCAAAGUAUGGUCUGAACAGAGAGUGCAAGGAAAUGAAUAAGAAAGUCAAAGUAUGUCAGAAAGUUUCUUCCAAAUGGUUAGAGGCAUGUGAUUGUCAGUACUGUGUAAUGGAAAUGUCAGGAAUGAUGUAUUUUUAAUAUGUGCAAGAUAAUGUUGGUGUCCACAGAGGGUCUUUUUUUCUUAUCUGAUUAGUACUGUUAAUGUUCAAAGAAUAAAAAUGAUUGUUUUACAGUUUAGAUUCUGAGAUAGCAAAACCUGAUUUUUCAACCAUGACCUGCAUGAGAGAAGCACCCUAGGAAGUCUUAGAUCAUACUUUUGAUUUCUUUAAUUUAUAUAGUGUUUUUUUAUGUUUUAAUAUUUUUGUGAACUGGUGUAAAUUGUUAAUGCAUAUAAGCUUGUGUAUUUUUGUAAAUAGUUUUGUGAUUUAUUUCUUGCCCCAUAUGUAAAUAUUUAGAGUCUCAUUUCUUCCAAACUUAUUUGAAGCUGAGUUGUGGGUUUGGGGUUUUGUUUGUUUUCUUGUUUGUUUGGGUGGGGGGUGGGGAGAAGGGAUUUUGUACUUGGAGAUGGAGAUAUCUUGUGGUUUAAAGCAAAUGUCCCAUGAAAGCAAUUCAAAUAUCAACAGAAUUAUUUCAGGUUAAAACAGA
Molecule: messenger RNA, 10638 nt
Organism: Ictidomys tridecemlineatus (thirteen-lined ground squirrel)
Lineage: Eukaryota; Metazoa; Chordata; Mammalia; Rodentia; Sciuridae
Source: RefSeq, a predicted model, not a curated record